Molecule: messenger RNA, 390 nt
Organism: Lentinula edodes (shiitake mushroom)
Lineage: Eukaryota; Fungi; Basidiomycota; Agaricomycetes; Agaricales; Omphalotaceae
Exons: 3
Source: RefSeq, a predicted model, not a curated record
GGAAAGGUCAUCAAAUACAAGUAUAGAGAUGUUCGUGAACCCCGACAAAUAUCCUUUGUUGCUGACAUUGCUCGUUUGGACCGCGUAUGGGAUGAUGAAGGACCAAACUGGGACCAACUUGACUGCGGUAGAAAUCUCCUCGAGAUUAAUGGCACUGCGAUUGCACUUCGGUACUGGUGCGACAAGUACUGGACAGAAUGGAAGUAUGUUGCAGAGCGAUACCGCGCUAGCAGUCCUGAGGACUUUUGGAAAGAGUUUUCCUUGAGCAAUGGUGAACGUCUCCAUUGGAAGGCCAUCACAGAUCGGCUGCGCAAAAUUCGUGCUGUACAUGAAGAGCAUCUUGUACACAAAGCAAAGCUCGAGUACGGUGCUCGUUUUUCCGAGGUUUUU